Messenger RNA from Endocarpon pusillum Z07020, 1299 nucleotides. RefSeq lists its product as uncharacterized. The transcript has 2 exons. The record is from RefSeq and is a predicted model, not a curated record. NCBI's taxonomy places the organism in Eukaryota, Fungi, Ascomycota, Eurotiomycetes, Verrucariales, Verrucariaceae. The coding region runs from base 1 to 1299 and encodes 432 amino acids.
AUGGCCCAAAGGCCACCAAAUAUGCGUUACGAAAUUUGUGCCAGCAGUGAAGAAUCAAAAGUGCUGCUCGAAACAACACAGGACGUCAACGAGCAGAUAUAUAUGGUUCGGAAAUUAAGGCGACAGCGCUCUGCAAACCUGACCCCGUCGGAGAAGACUUGGAUAGACAGUGCAAUUGAAAACACCAGCAAUGCCGUCAGUGGCAUCACUCAUUUCGUGGAGCCGGUGCCGGAAAGUCCACCUGCCGGGCGUCAAUGGAUGCCGGGUCCUUCAUUCUUGCAACAGCUAAAAUACCUUAUCAAGGACUCUCCUCAACUUUCGGCCCAACUCGUCCGGUUGUCGGUGGCAGCUCAGUUGCUCAGUACAGCGAUGAGUGUUCUCUCUGCCUGUGUAACUGUCACGUCUGAAGGUCAGGUGAGGUCCACGGGCGCUGGGACGAACACUGUCGACUCGUCCUGGAACGAGCUCAGCGAAUUUAUCCACCGGAGGCGAUUCAACAGUACGCCUUCUCUUGCAGGUGAUAAGCGGAUACCUCCCGCCCAUGGAGCUCAAAGCGGAUCACCCCAAUCAUGGAACAAUGUUCAACCUGAAGAGCGGAGUCCAACCGAGGAUCAAUGGUCCGAAAGUAGCCCUGCCGCUUCCGCCAGAUCGUCAGGUUCAGCAACUUGCCAAACCCAAACAAGCAGUGAUGGCUUGAAGGGCCCCAUUGCAGUGUCACCACCAGUUCAGCCAGGGAGCCAAAAAUGCACCACACGCUCCGCUGAGAUGACUGAUCGUUAUGAUAUGGAUCACGGCCUAACACUUAUCAUUGAGACAGUUGAGGAAUGGCGACAGACAACUGAACGCGCACUCAAUGAUAUCAAUGCUCUCAGCCGGGCACUCACUUCGGGCAUGAUGGACCGUUCGAUUUCGAUACUACGUCGGACCCAGCCUCUGAGAACUCCUGAGGGUCAAGUCCCUUUUCAAAAGCCAGUGCCAGCGCGAACUUUAUCUCCUCUACCUCCAAGACCAAUCAUAGAAUUAUCCUUGCGAAAUAGCUUCGACAAAGAGUCUCUUCCCCACGACAACUACAAGACUCCCAUCCCAGGCGCAAGAUUUCUUGUUCUUCUGAAAAUACAUCCCAAACAUCCAUUUCCACACUUUCAUCCACGCCAUAUAGGAUUUCAAGAGGACGUGCUUGGCUGGAAAGAAGAGCAGAAUCCUUUGGAGCGGAAAUGGAUGAGACUUGCACACCUGAAAAAUGAACUCAAGUUCCAGAGCAAUCAAUCAAUCCUUCGUCUCAAUCGAUAUGUCGUCUGA